AUAAAGAUAAAACAUACACUGGGUUAUUUACAGUGUGGAUUAAGUGUGUAGGACAGAAAAUUGCUAGCCUACUUGGUUUUAUGAGCGCUACUUCCAGAGGAAGGCAGUCGAGUGCAACGUCAAGGAUGCCAACUUCCUCAAAAGAAAGAAAAUCAAAGAAGAAGAAGACGACGACACUGCACUGGACUAUGGAUAUGACGUCAUCACGCACAACGUGUAUCGCUGAAGCAACAUGGCUCUGAAUGGAGGUGACGAGGACUUUGAGUGGGAGCCUCCAACAGAGGCAGAGAUGAAGGUGAUUCAGGCUCGCAGAGAGCGACAAGACAAAAUCAGCAAGCUGAUGGGAGACUACCUGCUCAAAGGAUACAAGAUGCUGGGAGAGUGCUGUGAUGUGUGUGGGACAAUUCUUCUCCAGGACAAACAGAAGAAAAACUACUGUGUCUCAUGUCAGGAGCUGGACUCUGAUGUUGACAAGGACAACCCUGCUCUAAAUGCGCAGGCAGCGUUGUCCCAAGUUAGAGAGAGACAGCUUGCAGCCCAGUCCACUGCAUUGUCCCAGGCCCCUGAAGUCAAUGAAGGCCCCAGCAGCAGUCAGGCAAGUGUGUCAGUUCCUCUGCCCAGACCAGAGCACUGUGAGGGAGCAGCUGCGGGGGGGAGAGCUCUCCUGCCUCUACCUGUUGUCCCAUCUGCUUCACCUCCUGCCCCCGCCCCAUCCCUGGCACCAACUCGCCCCCCAGUUAUUCCACAGACCGCUGGCCUCCAACCUGUGUUGCAAGAAGCAGAGGAAGCCAUUCUAACCAAACUUCGCUGGGCCACUAACCAGCUACAGAAUUCGGCCUCCCUGGAGUCAAGUAUCCAGCUCUGUGGCCUUAUCGCCAGCUGUGCCAACUCGCUGCGCAGCCUCAAGGAGCUUAGCCAGUAACCACCAUGGCAAAGGUUGAAACCCUGGAUUAACAGGAAUGCUGUUUUUACUUGCCUCAGUCCUGAACUACUGACUCGGGUUAGCUGCGUUGCAGCGUCUCCUUGACUGGAUCCUUGCAUAGAGCUGAAUUCUAAAUUAGUCAGGAAAUGCACUUGAAAUAAGAUUAAAGUGUCAAAUGUUCACUCCUGAGUUACCAGACUGGCAGAAAUAUCAUGUUACAUUGUUUCAUAAUAUGUUUAAGUACAAAUGUUUUAACAUUUGACUGUCAACUAUCAGUUUGUAAGUUAUGGUAUAAUAAGAACUGAACAUUUCUAAAUGCACAUUCGUCAUUGGUAUGAAUGUAAAACCAUCUGGCUAGUAAACAUUUUCAAAGAAGAUGUAAUCUAUAUUCUACAGUAAAAGACUGCUAAUUUAUUAGUUGAUUGGCUUUGAUUCAUUAAUCCAAAAUGGCUACCUAAUUGACAUCUAAAAAAAGCUUUUUUCUGGUUGGUUCUUCAGUGGUUUCCAAAGAAAUGUGGAUUUGCAAAUUGCUAAAAUUCAAACAAAAGCUUAAAACCGCAGUGCACAAAUGUCUGGAUAAUUGUGUGUGCACGAGCAAGUGUCUGUGCUGAUAUACAACAUCCUACUAGGCUGUAAGUCAUUUAUUAAAAUAGUCUGCAGGUAUGUUGUUAAACACACCAGUCCUCUGAUCAGAUGUGCAUUUUCAGUUUACUGUUUAGUCUGAGGUGGAUUUCUGUUGUCACUGACCCUCUGGUGAUGAAAAAUUGUUAUUGUGUGCUGGCAGUUCUCUGAGGUUUUUAUUGUAAAUAUAUUUGAUACACGAUGAUGGGGAUGAUUAGUCAUGUGAUUCAGUGAUGCGCAGAUGAAACGGCAACAUUCAGGAGUCAGACUCAUAGUUCUUUAUUCAUUUAAACCAUCUAGAGCAAAUGCACUGUGCUCUGUACAUUAAUAGACAUCACUUCAUAUUAGAUAAAAGCCAGCUGCAGUGUUGUUCGAGGCAGUUGGUAUUUUUCGACUAUGUACCUGAAUAAAGCUUUGCCUGUUCAGGA
Etheostoma spectabile (orangethroat darter) is the source of this 1971-nucleotide messenger RNA. RefSeq names its product zinc ribbon domain containing 2 (gene znrd2). The record is from RefSeq and is a predicted model, not a curated record. Bases 233 to 922 code for a protein of 229 amino acids. The transcript is spliced from 4 exons. Lineage: Eukaryota; Metazoa; Chordata; Actinopteri; Perciformes; Percidae.